AAGGUUUCUGUGGUGAGACAUCAAUGUGCUCAACUUCCUCUUUCAACACUAAUUUUUUUCAGUUAUCAGCAGGAUAUGUACGUGCUGCCCAGAGUUGUACUUUUUUACUCCCAUCUCCUUGCAAAGAUACAAGAUUGCUUAUCCCGGCUCAGCAUCAGGGAGCCAUAAUUCCACCAUUUAUCUUGAUGAACAUACUGAAAUAUUCAAAAUGGGCAGCAACAGUACCAGCACUGCUGAGAGCAAUUGCAAUGUUACACAUCCGACAUUUCAGUACUCACUCUAUGCAACUACCUAUAUCUUCAUAUUCAUCCCUGGUCUCCUGGCUAACAGUGCAGCCCUGUGGGUUCUGUGCCGCUUCAUCAGCAAGAAGAAUAAGGCCAUCAUUUUCAUGAUCAAUCUCUCAGUGGCAGAUCUCGCUCACAUCUUGUCCUUACCUCUCCGGAUUUACUAUUAUAUCAACCGUCACUGGCCAUUUCAGAGGGUCCUUUGCCUGCUCUGCUUUUAUCUGAAAUAUCUCAACAUGUAUGCCAGCAUUUGCUUCCUGACAUGCAUCAGCCUUCAGAGGUGCCUCUUUCUUCUCAAGCCAUUCAAAGCCAGAAACUGGAAGCGUAGGUAUGAUGUGGCCAUCAGUGCUGCCAUCUGGGUCAUUGUGGGGACUGCCUGUUUGCCAUUUCCCAUCCUAAGAAGUGCUGGCUUAGCCAACAACACGGAAUCCUGCUUUGCUGAUCUUGGAUACAAACAGAUGGAUGCAGUGAAUAUGGUCACUAUGGUUACAGUUGCAGAGCUGGCUGGAUUUGUGAUUCCAGUGAUCACCAUCGCUUGUUGUACCUGGAAAACAACUAUAUCCUUGAAACAGCCACCGAUUGCUUUUCAAGGGAUUAGUGAGAGAAAAAAAGCACUGCGGAUGGUUUUCAUGUGUGCUGCUGUCUUUGUUAUCUGCUUCACUCCUUAUCAUAUUAACUUCAUUUUUUACACCAUGGUUAAGGAAAGCAUCAUUACCAGUUGUUCCAUUGUCAAAAGCACGCUAUAUUUUCAUCCUUUUUGCCUUUGCCUUGCAAGUAUCUGCUGCCUUUUGGACCCAAUACUGUAUUAUUUCAUGGCUUCAGAGUUUCGUGACCAACUAUCUCGCCAUGGCAGCUCCGUUACCCGUUCACGCCUCAUGAGCAAGGAGAGUGGUUCAUCAAUGGUUGGCUAAAAUGAAAUAAUUCUUCAGUCAUUAUUCUCUUUGCUGAUAUUGUUUAGUCUGUUUCAAAGGUAGGAAUUGCCAGGCAAAUAGUUUCUUUAAUUGAACACUGGAAAUAGCAGAGAUGAAUUUUACUGUAUGAUGGUUGUGGUCACAGGGUUGUGCCUCCACUGAUGAUAGAGGCACAAUGUGGAAAAACUGUGGAAAAAGUAAGGAAAAUGAGAUUCAUCUGCUUCUAAUUUAAAAUUUAUGGCAUGUUGUUAUUUACAAGACCCAGAUCAAGUUUUUAAAGAUGUUUCCAACCAAAUAGAAAUUAAAUACAUGUAUUUAAAACUGAAUUCUGUAAAUAGAAAAAUACUGAGAUGCAAGAUAUAUAUUCAUCUUUACAGAGAAGUACAUGUCUUCCAUGGAAUAAUUUUAUCUCUGAGUGGAGUAAAAUUUUCAUGUACAAGACAUUAAACAGAGCAAAGUGACAUAAAAAGUUAAAGCAACCAAUCAGCACUGAACGUAGGGCAUGAAAAUCUACUCUUUCAACGUUUAUAGAUGUCUAUCAUUUUCUGAGCUGGUAAUUUUCUAUGUAUUUUUACAUACAUACAUCUCAUCUUAGGUUUCUAAUAGAAGUGACAAUAAAUGUGGAAAUGCAAGUACAAAUGCAUAAGUGUAAUAUCAGAGAGGAUAAAUAAUGGCUCAGGAUUAAGUAUACAUGACAUGCUUAUACUAUUAAUUCUCUCUACUUAUGGUUUUGUAUGUAUUAGGUCAGGAGAUAAAGAUCAUUGUAACACAAUUUUCUUAGGUUCAUCAAAAAAAUCUUCUAUGAUAAAUAUGUUCUCCCAAUACUGUAAAGAUCUGCAUAGUCCUGCUGAGAAGUCCAACAUUUCAUUAUUUCAAGUUAAUUUUAUUGCUUAAUGUAAGCCAUGCAAAUCUCAUAAUUGGAAAGCUAUAAAAAGCUGAGCCACAAUUUAGUAAAUGUAGGUUUCUUGUUUUAAAAAAAUAGUCCCCUUUUAAAUUCUUCAGUAUUAAUACAUGUCACCAAGCAAAAUCUCAAGGUGUUUUCAGUUAUCAUAAGUCACAGAAUUGCAUUAGAAAGAGAGAAGUAUCAUCAUAUUGUGAAUAAAUAUGACAAGAAUAUGAGCAUGUCUUAUUUUUUCUGAACUUUAUGGAUAUUAUUUUGAGUAUUCUUAUAGGGGAUUUAAAAGCAAGGGGCACCUUAGUUUCUCAGAGUGACAAUUCACUGGUAUUUUGAGUCUGAAUUUUACAAAGACAUUUGGUAUGCAUGCAAGAGAAGGAAGUGGUGGUCCUUUUAUCAUGCCUGUAUGUAGACUAACUAAGGAAGAGGAAGGGACCACCAAAAGGAGGAAUUAAAAAGAUAGUUUUGUAAUUAUAAAGUAAUAAAGUGUUUUUUAUUUGGAA
Molecule: messenger RNA, 2593 nt
Organism: Phodopus roborovskii (desert hamster)
Lineage: Eukaryota; Metazoa; Chordata; Mammalia; Rodentia; Cricetidae
Gene: P2ry10
Product: P2Y receptor family member 10
Exons: 2
Coding region: 209-1195 (328 amino acids)
Biological process (GO): phospholipase C-activating G protein-coupled receptor signaling pathway; positive regulation of Rho protein signal transduction
Cellular component (GO): membrane
Molecular function (GO): G protein-coupled receptor activity
Source: RefSeq, a predicted model, not a curated record